AUGGUGUCUUUUUCGUCCUUGAUUAUUUCUUUGUCUGCUGUUGCUGGAGCUUUGGUUCUGCCCAACGAGCUUGCUAAGCGCAGCCCGGGAGAACUUGUCGAACGUCAAGCUAUUACAUCGAGUUCGACUGGUACUAAGGACGGCUUCUAUUAUUCUUAUUGGACAGAUGGCGGUGGAUCAGGCACUUUCACACUUGGGUCUGCCGGCCAAUACACUAUGACCUGGUCCGGUGAAGGCAAUCUUGUGGGAGGUACUGGCUGGAUGCCUGGAGCCGCUCGAGCAAUUUCUUACAGCGGUACUUACAGCCCUAACGGCAACUCAUAUCUCUCCGUAUACGGCUGGACCACUUCGCCGCUUGUUGAGUACUAUAUCGUCGAGUCCUACGGAACCUACAAUCCUUCAUCUGCCGCUACAAAGCUGGGGACGGUGGUCAGUGACGGAGGUACCUAUGAUAUCUUGCAGACGACGAGAACAAAUGAGCCUUCGAUCCAAGGAACUUCUACCUUUCAGCAGUAUUGGUCUGUGAGACAGACACACCGCACGAGUGGAACUGUCACUACGUCAAACCACUUCAAUGCCUGGGCUGCUCUUGGGUUGAAGAUGGGUACUUUCAACUAUCAAAUUGUGGCCACCGAAGGCUACCAUAGCAGUGGCUCUUCUAGCAAAGGAACCGGUUCAAGUGGAAGCGGAGGUGGAACUGGAACAACCACCAUCUCAAGCACUGCUCCAAGCUCGACUCCUUCUUCCCCCUCAGGAGGUGGAAGCGGUACCGUCGCAAAGUGGGGCCAAUGCGGUGGAACUGGAUGGACCGGAGCAACAACAUGUGUUUCGGGCACUACCUGUAAAGCUGCUAAUGCCUACUACUCUCAGUGUUUAUAA
This is a messenger RNA of Mollisia scopiformis, 879 nucleotides long. Its product is annotated as family 11 glycosyl hydrolase. Lineage: Eukaryota; Fungi; Ascomycota; Leotiomycetes; Helotiales; Mollisiaceae. The transcript has 4 exons. Gene Ontology annotation, molecular function: cellulose binding; hydrolase activity, hydrolyzing O-glycosyl compounds. Gene Ontology annotation, cellular component: extracellular region. The record is from RefSeq and is a predicted model, not a curated record. Gene Ontology annotation, biological process: xylan catabolic process. The coding region runs from base 1 to 879 and encodes 292 amino acids.